This is a messenger RNA of Ostrinia furnacalis (Asian corn borer), 768 nucleotides long. RefSeq lists its product as uncharacterized. The coding region runs from base 76 to 768 and encodes 230 amino acids. The transcript has a single exon. The record is from RefSeq and is a predicted model, not a curated record. NCBI's taxonomy places the organism in Eukaryota, Metazoa, Arthropoda, Insecta, Lepidoptera, Crambidae.
UAUAAGUUUACACUUCUGAGUAAUUUUGUACAAUUAUUUUUGAAAAACCUACUUUUACACAGAAACGUACUUAAUAUGGAUGCGAUGGACGUCAUGAGCUCUGAUGAAGAAGUAGAAGACAUAAAUUCUAAUAAAGAAAACGUAGACGACGUUUCUAAUAACGUGGUUACUCAGACUGAGAAUUCAGUAACCGGUGAUUCAGUGAAUUCCCCAGUUAACUCGGUAUCUUCCCGUCAGUCGACAAACAAUAAUGUGCAUGAAGAAAUGCAGGUAAAAUUACAAAUUGGAAACAAAAGCAAUCCGAAGAUAGCCAGUGAAGUCGGGAUACACAAGACUACUUCGAUGUUCAACAGGGGCGAUGGAGCGCCAGUUCAAAAUGUUCCUGCGGCAGAUACUGCCCCAAGCACUAGUAAAGUGGUAGUGAGGCGUAGGGUUAGAGCGGCGCGUGUUCAAGAUAUUCUGCGACCCAUCUUGCCAAGGAAAUCAAAAGACCGCGCAAAGUUGAUGAUUCGAACGCUAGCUAGAGGGAUCAUCAUACCUAGAGGAGUGGUCUUCCAGCGAAGGGUUAUUCGCAGACGACGUGCGCCGAGACCCAUCAUUAUACCGAAGCCUGAAGUGAAGAGGAUUCGAUUUGGUAGAAAGAAAGUGAUGGGCAAAAAGUCACUCUUCACUGUGUGGAGAAGAUCUCGCCGGGCCAGGUCAUCCGACUCCAGAAUGUCCGAAUAUUGUUCCUGCGGUCAUUGCGAUUGCAACCAGUCAUACUAUUGA